Argiope bruennichi is the source of this 1231-nucleotide messenger RNA. RefSeq names its product ribonuclease H2 subunit A-like. The transcript is spliced from 8 exons. Gene Ontology annotation, biological process: mismatch repair; DNA replication, removal of RNA primer. Gene Ontology annotation, molecular function: RNA binding; RNA-DNA hybrid ribonuclease activity. The record is from RefSeq and is a predicted model, not a curated record. The coding region runs from base 211 to 1125 and encodes 304 amino acids. NCBI's taxonomy places the organism in Eukaryota, Metazoa, Arthropoda, Arachnida, Araneae, Araneidae. Gene Ontology annotation, cellular component: ribonuclease H2 complex.
AAAUUGAGCAGAGAAUAAUUGUUUUGUCGCUAUAUCCUCUACUGUUUAUAUUCAAGUUCAAGAGAAAUAAUUAUAGACAUUAUUGAUUAAAUUCUUUUCUUUGUCUAUUUUUAUUGGUAAAUGUAACUUGUAAAUAAUAGAAACUAGGAAAAUCUUUUUAUUCGGUUUGUGUAGAAUAAUAUUUAAGAAUAUUCUUUGUCAGAAAUCAAAAUGGAUUUAUCUGAAUUUACAAAUGACCAGUCUAAAAAUGUAAUCUUAGUUUCUAAUGUCCCUCCUUCAACUAAAUCGGAGCCUUGUAUGUUGGGCAUCGACGAAGCCGGCAGAGGCCCUGUUUUGGGUCCUAUGGUUUAUGGUGCUGCAUAUUGUCCAAUAUCCGAGUUGGAAUCUCUAAAAGCUAAAGGAGUUGCUGAUUCUAAAACACUCACAGAAGAAAAGAGAGAAAAUUUAUUUAGUUUGAUAGAUGAAGCUAGUGAAAUGAUGGGAUGGAUAUUAGAAAUCCAUUCUCCUAAUGUCAUUAGUAACAGUAUGCUGCGAAGAUCAAAAUAUAAUCUCAAUGCACUAUCACAUGAUUCAGCUAUAGGUCUAAUUAGGAAAGCCUUAGAACUUGGUGUCUUGGUUACUGAAGUAUAUGUUGAUACUGUUGGACCACCAGAAAAAUAUCAAGCAAAGUUAUCAGCUCUAUUCCCAGAUAUUAAAAUUACAGUUGCAAAAAAAGCUGAUUCGCUUUAUCCAAUUGUCAGUGCAGCUAGUAUUUGUGCAAAGGUAGCUAGAGACAAUGCUCUGAAAUCUUGGAAGUUUUCUGAAGGAGAGAAGUUUGAAGAUGUUGAAUAUGGUUCUGGAUACCCUAAUGAUCCUGUAACUAAGAAAUUUCUAGCAAAUAAUAUUGAUCCAGUUUUUGGCUUUCCUCAAUUUGUCAGAUUCAGCUGGUCCACAGCAGAAAAAAUUCUGGAAACCAGUGCAGCCAAAGUUGAAUGGGAAGAAGUAGAGGAUGAGGAAUCACCAAAGAAAGCAACUUCUCAAAAUCUUUUGAAAUUCAUGAAUCCCACUGCUUCAAAGAAGAAAGCUGGACCUAAAAGCCAUUAUUUCUUUACGCAAAGGAAUUUAUACCAGACUGUUGAAUUAUAAAAUUUACAGAUUAUUAAUUUAGUAAGAUAUAAGAUUUUUUGAACAUUUUUAUUAAAUAUAAUUUGUUCUAUCUAUGUAUAUAUUGACAGCACAAAAUAAAAAAAGU